Molecule: messenger RNA, 1314 nt
Organism: Coprinopsis cinerea okayama7#130
Lineage: Eukaryota; Fungi; Basidiomycota; Agaricomycetes; Agaricales; Psathyrellaceae
Exons: 8
Coding region: 1-1314 (437 amino acids)
Source: RefSeq, a predicted model, not a curated record
AUGUCUUCCAGGACUACCCGGUCUUCAGCCAAAAAGCAGGGUCAGCCAGCAUCGGCCACCGUCUCACCGACAGAGGAACAGGUGAACAUUACCUCUCCUUCUAAGUCCAAAAAACGCGCACUUGAUACGUCGGGGAGUCCUGUUUCUAAGAAGAAGGCUAGGAACGCGAUCUCACCCACUCCCUCCAGCGAUAGCAGUGCAGACGAUGUCCCUCUUAGUCAGUUAGUGCUGUCCCAAGAUAAAGGGAAAGGUAAAGAGGUGGAUGAGGACAUGGACAAGACAGUUACUGCGGAUGUCCCUGAGGAAUGCGAAGAAGACUUCGAAGACCCCUUCAAACAAUUGGGUGUACCAGAAAAAAACGACGAUGUUUAUGACAAUUUCACCGUCGACAAGAGCUCGCUCCCUGACCAGUGUCCUAUGCUUCUUGACACUGUCCGCGACCCUUACCUUGUUCGUCGCAAAUUGUAUGAAGGGGUCCUUCCUGUCAAAGAAGGAUCGCUCAAGACUUGGAAGACGACGGGAGACGACCCUACUCCUGUCAUGUCUAUCAGUGCAUGGCAAAAGAUACUUCCCAAGACUUUCGCCUUAGACCUUCUUGUUCAGUGCCUCACCUUUUUUAUCAGUGGAGAGUACUAUAAUCCCAGUUUUGCGGAUGCUACCGAAUUCGUAGUCCGGUCGAUCGUCAUCUAUCGAUUCAACUUCACUCGCUACGAGCUUCAUCGUCCCAAAAUCGGCAUUGUGGCCGGCGUUUCGGUCAUAGGUGUUGUCGAAUCUAAACUGCGUGCUGAAGUAGACACACGCUUCAUAAGUGGGAUAAUGAAUAGGGGACACUGGGAGCGGUGGAACGGGUUCUAUGCGACAGUUUUUAAUCACGAUAAUCUUCAAGCGCAAGUAGUCGGUACCAAGAUACAAUUCCAGACAAAGUCUCGAUUUGAAGGCGGUGGAUCAGACAACAGAGCAGGGGCGUCGUAUCAUACAGAUAACCCCUUUGGAGAUGUUGAAGACAAAUCGUACAAAAGCCCUGUGAAACAGAAAAAUAGUGUUAGGCGAAUGGCGCCUUACAACCAUGAUGAGGAUGUGCCAGUAUACGACGCAAGAAAUGUUCCUUUCAAUCCCAAUACCGACCUUCCUCGACUCUCUUCGAUUCUACCGACAUGGCAUGGAGAAGUGCCUUUGCGCAGCUGUUGCCUUGUUGCGUAUACCUCGUCCUGGUUUGAGAGAAAUGGGGUUCCCAAAAUUGUCUUUCACGUUCUAUGGGUUGUUGUUCUUGGUGUUCCCGCAACCUACAAUCAAAAUACGAGGAUUCGGAAGUAG